UUUUCUAUUUACUCCACAUAACAAGAAAACAAAGUUCAUAUAUUUCUUGCAAAGUUUUUUUCUCCUCUCGACAAAAUUUCUUAUUUUUGUCCACAAAAUCUCCUCUCGUGUCCUCUCUCUUUCUCUCUCUCUCUCUCUCCCUCAUGGCUUCUUCUUCAAAUAAUGAUUUCGACCAAAAUGAUGACGACAGAUUUGACGAAAUCUUUGAUCAAAAAUAUGACACUAUCUACAACAAAAUGCUGGAACGUCAAGCAAAAAAAAAAACAAAGAAGAAACGAAUCUAUAUUGAAAGAGAACGCGAAGAAGGACAACUUCGUUUAUGGAACGACUAUUUCAGUGAAACUCCAACAUAUCCGCCCAAUUUAUUUCGACGUCGUUUCAGAAUGAACAAGCCGUUGUUCAUGCAUAUUGUUGAUAGACUCUCCACCGAAGUUUCAUUUUUUCAACAAACAAGAGAUGCCACCGGAAGGCUUAGUCUUUCUGGACUACAAAAAUGUACAGCAGCUAUUCGAAUGAUGGCAUAUGGUUGUGCGGCUGAUGCGGUUGACGAAUAUCUUCGGAUAGGUGAAAGUACUGCAAUUUCUUGCUUGGAAAAUUUUGUAGAAGCAAUCAUAAAUUUGUUCGGAGAUGAGUACCUGAGAAGACCAACAGCAGAAGAUCUUCAACGACUACUCGAUAUUGGAGAGAUACGUGGAUUUCCUGGUAUGAUAGGAAGCAUUGACUGUAUGCAUUGGGAGUGGAAGAAUUGCCCCACCGCUUGGAAAGGACAAUAUACACGUGGAUUAGGGAAACCGACAAUCGUUUUAGAGGCUGUAGCGUCACAGGAUCUUUGGAUAUGGCACGCCUUUUUUGGACCUCCAGGUACCUUAAACGAUUUAAAUGUUCUUGAUCGCUCACCAGUUUUUGAUGAUAUAUUAUAUGGUCGAGCUCCAAAAGUGAACUACAUGGUCAACGGACGUGAGUAUCAUUUGGCGUACUAUCUCACAGACGGUAUAUAUCCAAAAUGGGCAACUUUUAUCCAGUCGAUUCGUCUUCCUCAAACUCCGAAACCAUCAUUAUUUGCUACAUAUCAAGAAGCCGUUCGAAAAGAUGUAGAGCGUGCUUUUGGAGUCUUACAAGCUCGAUUUGCCAUUGUGAAAAACCCAGCUCUUGUUUGGGAUAAGGUAAAAAUAGGAAAAAUUAUGAGAGCGUGUAUCAUACUCCACAAUAUGAUAGUAGAAAACGAACGUGAUGGAUACACUCAGUUUGAUGUAUCAAUAUUUGAGCAAGGAGAAGGAAGCAGAACUUCACAAGUGGAUAUGACGUAUUCUACUGACAUGCCUACAAAUAUAGGAAAUUUGAUCGGCAUUCGAAAUCAAGUUCGUGAUAAGAAAAUACAUGAACAAUUAAAAUCCGAUUUGGUUGAACACAUAUGGCACAAAUUUGGUAACUCUCAAAAUUUCAACUAAACAUUGUAUUAUUUCAAUAUAUGUAUUAUUUUGUAUGUUUUGUAUUUCAAGUAAUGUAAUAUAAAUUUUGUUUUUUAUA
This is a messenger RNA of Capsella rubella, 1527 nucleotides long. Its product is annotated as putative nuclease HARBI1. The transcript has a single exon. The record is from RefSeq and is a predicted model, not a curated record. Bases 144 to 1448 code for a protein of 434 amino acids. NCBI's taxonomy places the organism in Eukaryota, Viridiplantae, Streptophyta, Magnoliopsida, Brassicales, Brassicaceae.